Talaromyces rugulosus is the source of this 945-nucleotide messenger RNA. RefSeq lists its product as uncharacterized. NCBI's taxonomy places the organism in Eukaryota, Fungi, Ascomycota, Eurotiomycetes, Eurotiales, Trichocomaceae. The coding region runs from base 1 to 945 and encodes 314 amino acids. The record is from RefSeq and is a predicted model, not a curated record. The transcript has a single exon.
AUGACAUCAUCACCAUAUCUCACCGCGCUGCAACGCGACGGCUUCGUGGUGAUUCCCUCGCUGCUCUCGCCCGACGAGAUCGCACCUCUGCGUGACGCUGCAACGAAAGCUACGACGCUCACACGCUCUGGUAAAUGGCCGUUUUUUCGCACGGUGCCCAAGCAAUUCCCGCCGUGGCCGGAUGUCGUGCCGCCGGCGUCAGAAGGUGGGAUAUGGGGAGUGCAGCACUUGCUGCACCCUGCCAUGCCGGGACGAAGCGAGUUUGCGCAGCUAUAUUUCUCGGAUAAAGUGCUGCGUAUUGUCGAGGAGUUACUGGAGGUUGGCACGACGACGACGGGACAAGAAGAAGAAGAAGGAGGAGGAGAAGAGAUGCUGGUCAUGGAACUGCUGAAUCUACUCGUCGCCCCAGAGACAAAAGAUUUUGAGCUGCGCUGGCAUCGCGAUGGAAUCUCCGAGACAGCAACAAGCGACGAAGAGCUGCAGCUCCUGCACACAAACAGCCCUAAUGGACGACAGUUUCAUGCGCAGUAUAACAUCGCCCUAUGUCCAGACACCUCGCUCAUCGCAGUGCCCGGAUCCCAUCGACGCGCGCGCACCGACGCCGAACGCAAUGCAGACCCGUACGAGCCGAAUCUGACCGGACAGCGAGUUGUCAAGCUGGAACCGGGGGAUGUGGUCUUUUACGACAGCAAUAUCCUACAUCGAGGGGCGUAUCAACAUAAACCCGAGGGGGGCCCUGAAACGCGGUUGACGCUGCAUGGAAGCGUUGGGCUAAAGAGUCAGGAUGGCAAGGUCAGAGCAACGGCUGUGUUGCAACAUGGCGUGGGCCAGUGGAUUGACCGAGAAGAAGCUGCGCUGCAUGCGGGCGAGAGAGCUGAGAGGAUGAGGCGGAAUCUGAUUGCCAUGGGGAGGGGUGAUGAUGUGGGAUAUGCUCUGCAGGGGUAG